AUGUUUUGUUUAAAUUAUUUACAAUGUUAUCUUUUAACUUUUGAUUUAUCGAGUCAUCGAUGUGAAAUAUUUUCAAAUAUAUCAAUAGAAUAUGGAAAUUUAAUUCAACAACAAGAUGUUAUAACAAUGAUUACUCUUGAUAAUGAACAAUUAUUUAAUUCUAUGUCACAUAAAAUAGCAGAAGCAUCAAACAUAAAAUCUAUUAUGGCAAACAGAAUUACUCCAACUAUUGCAAAUACUGGUGGUACAAUUACUACAGCUAGAGAAACAACAACUUCAAGUAGUACUACUGCAACUACUAUAACUAGUAAAAUUAAUACCGCAAUUCAUGUUAGUUCAAGCAUUAAAAGUAAUGAUGCUACUAUAGCAAUUACUACAACUAAUGAAACCAAUACUAGUUCAAAUAAAACAACUAAUAAAACUACUACUACUACUACUUCGACUACCACACGUAGUACUAUCUCGAUUACAACAACUACUAUUAAUUCAUGUGCAACAACUAGUGCUACCUCGACUACUUCGAGCAGCACUAGUUCAUGUACAACAGCUAGUGAAGCUACUACGUCAAGCGCGUCUUCAACAACAAAAAAUCCAUGUACAUCUGGUAAUUUACUUUGGAAUAAAACUGGUAUCACUAUACUUAGUUCAUCCUCACCAAUAAUAACAUCUGGUGUAUUUAUUGAUUUAAAUGAUAAAUUAUAUGCUGCGGAUGAGAACGCUAAUUAUAUUGUAUCGAAACUAUUAAGAAAAGUUCCAGGUACAAUGGUUGUAGCUGAAACCUUUGGAUCACCAAAAUUAAAUAGUUCUCAAUUAAAUUUUGUAAAUGAUGUUUAUGUUGAUAUAUAUGGAAAUAUAUAUGUAACUGAUACUAGAAAUUAUCGCAUACAAAAGUACAUUAAUGGAUCAAAAAAUGCAACAUCUUUAGCUGGUGUAAAUGGAUCAGCUGGAUCUGCAUUAAAUCAAUUAAAUACUUCACGAUAUUUUACUUUUGAUUCAACGGAUACAUAUAUGUAUAUUGUUGAUUCUGGAAAUCAUCGAAUUUUACGUUAUUUAACAAAUUCAACUUCAGGUACUAAUGGAACUCUGGUAGCCGGUGGAACUGGGACUAGCAAUGCAAAUACAUCAUUGAACUCUCCAUGGGGUAUUCAUUAUUUACCAUCUAUAAGUAAUGAUCUAUUUAUAACAAAUACUAAUGGACAUUCAGUUAUACGUUGGACUCCAGGUGCUUCAUCAGGUGUAUUCGUUGCUGGUAAACCGGGUGUAUCAGGUUCAAAUUCAACUCUUUUAAAUUAUCCAACUGGAAUUAAACUUGAUAAUUAUAUGAAUAUUUAUGUUGCUGAUACUCAAAAUAAUAGAAUUCAGUUAUUUUGUGCUAAUAGUAAUAUUGGCGCAACUAUUGCUGGAAAUGGUUCUGCAGGUAGUGAUGCAAUCCAAUUAGAUGGUCCACGUGGUAUUGCAUUUGAUUCAGCAAUGAAUAUGUAUAUUGGUGAUGUAGGAAAUCUGCGAGUUCAAAAAUUUAUGAAACUUUAA
Molecule: messenger RNA, 1530 nt
Organism: Adineta steineri
Lineage: Eukaryota; Metazoa; Rotifera; Eurotatoria; Adinetida; Adinetidae
Source: the annotation of a GenBank genome assembly